Molecule: messenger RNA, 1172 nt
Organism: Phalaenopsis equestris
Lineage: Eukaryota; Viridiplantae; Streptophyta; Magnoliopsida; Asparagales; Orchidaceae
Product: uricase-2 isozyme 2
Exons: 8
Coding region: 74-1000 (308 amino acids)
Biological process (GO): urate catabolic process; purine nucleobase catabolic process
Cellular component (GO): peroxisome
Molecular function (GO): urate oxidase activity
Source: RefSeq, a predicted model, not a curated record
AUUCGAAGCACGGUAAAAUCAAUAGUUUCGUUUACUCAGUAAAUUGUCGCCGUCGGUGAGAGUAACAGCAGCCAUGGUCGGCGGAUUCAGGCUACAGCAGCAGCAUGGCAAGGGGAGGGUUAGGGUUUCUAGGGUGUGGAGAAAGGCCGCCGGCGAUGGUCGAGCUGAUGUCAUCGUCGAAUGGAACGUGAGCAUCUCCCUUCUCUCCGAUUGCCUUGAAGCCUACACCGAUGGCAACAACUCCUCCAUCGUCGCUACUGAUACUAUGAAGAACACCGUUUACGCUAAGGCAAAGGAGUGUACGGAAGUUGAAUCUCCGGAGGGUUUCGCGAUUCGACUGGCGAAGCACUUCACGAGCUUCUAUCCUCAGGUGACGACUGCUAUAAUUUCCAUAGUGGAGAAACCAUGGGAGCGUGCUGUCGUGGAUGGCCAGUCUCAUGUACACGGAUUUAAGCUUGGAUCUGAGAAACAUACAACUGAAGUAAAUUUGAAGAAGCAUGGUCCUCUUAGAUUAGUCUCUGGAAUUCAAGGUUUAUCUUUGUUAAAAACUACACAGUCAGGCUUCGAAGGAUUUAUUAGGGACCGCUACACGUUGCUCCCAGAAACAAAAGAAAGGAUGUUAGCAACAGAGGUUACCGCUUUGUGGAGGUUUCAGUUUGAAUCCAUUUCCAGUGUUCCAACAAAAUCAAUAUUCUUUAUUGAAAGAUACCAAGAUGUCAAAAAACUCCUUGUAGAUACUUUCUUCGGUCCUCCAAAUUCAGGCAUAUAUAGCCCAUCAGUCCAAAAUACUCUGUAUCUCAUGGCAGCAGCUGUUCUUAACAGGUUUCCAGAUAUUGCAUCUAUUCAGAUGAGAAUGCCAAACCUCCAUUUUUUGCCAGUCAACUUGUCCAGUAAAGAUAAUCCGAACUUGGUCAAAUUUGCCGAUGAUGUAUAUUUGCCAACGGAUGAGCCUCAUGGGACCAUUGAAGCAACAUUGAGCCGGCCUCUCUCUAAGCUUUAACAAUGGUUUGAUUUGUUCUCUUUAAAUUAUUUGCAAAUAAUAACGCCAGAAGAUUUCUGCAAUUAAACAGAUUAAUUCUGUUAUUUUAAUUUUGUUGUUUUUAGUAUUUCUGUAAGACUGAGAUUUAUGAGCGUAAAACACCUAAAUCACUUGAGGAAUGAGAUUGCUGAUU